Messenger RNA from Capsicum annuum, 1057 nucleotides. RefSeq lists its product as uncharacterized. The transcript has 5 exons. The record is from RefSeq and is a predicted model, not a curated record. The coding region runs from base 239 to 772 and encodes 177 amino acids. NCBI's taxonomy places the organism in Eukaryota, Viridiplantae, Streptophyta, Magnoliopsida, Solanales, Solanaceae.
UAUGAUAGAGAUUAUAUUUAGCUAAUUUUCUAGUGUAAAGGAAUACAUUUGACCCUUUUUCCUUCAUUUAAUUUUUGCUGAAAAAAGAGUUGCUUGUGGGAUGUGUUAAACAUUUAGAUAAACAUUAGGUUAAGGCAAAACAUAAUUUGACAAGUAGUUUCGAGUCCCUUUCGCUUGUGCUCCAAAACCCUAACUCUAAAACCCUGUGCAGAAGUGCCGAUAACUUUGGUGAAUAGACAUGUCGGGAAGAGGAGAAGAUAGUGAUUCCGAUGCCCCCGAAGAACUUACUUCAGUACAGGGAAUUCAAAAGCAUGAGGAGAUUAGAAAAGUUGAAAGAGACAAUAAGGCUAGAGUUGUUCGAGAAGGGAAGGAACGUCGUAGAAAAUGGGCUCAAAAUUUAACUCCACGACCUACACAAAAUGAUGAAAGCAUUGAAGACACAAAAGAAUCUGAUAAUGCCCAGGAUUCAAUGGACAAUAGAGGAAUGCUACCUGAUGAGAUUGUGAAAAUCCUUGCAGCUCGUGAGAAGAAGGUUUUCUCGUCAGAUUCGGAGGAAGAACAUGAGAAGAAGCCUGCCUCUAAAAAGAAAAAAUCCAAGAGCUCUGGGUCUGGACCAGUUAUUUUGAAGGAUCUACCACCUCCUCCAUGCUUAGAGAACUCACUGGACUUCUUAAAGAAACGCAAGAUGCAGGUGUCAAGAUCAUCAGCUGUUCUGAACAAUUCCAGUCAAGCAUUGCGACUUCUGUCUACAUCUGGCCUGCUACGUAAAUGAUGGCUGAUGAUUUUUUAUUUUAGCUCAAGCAGAUGCUAAUGUUGUAUUGCUUGCUUCAAUGAGAAAAAUGCCGUGGUAAAGGCGUUAAAUGGGGGUGCCAGUUUUGGACACCGGAUGGGUAAAACCAAAAAAAGGGUUUAACCAAUAUAACAUUUUUCGAUGGUAUAUUGCAAUUGAAUCAAUACUUGUGUGUAACAGCUGCUGUACUGCUGUAACAGCAGCUCUGUCAAACUGCAGCUCUCACCUCAAUCAAGUGAUGAAUCGUUAAGUGGUUGCACAAGAUUA